CGCAACUAAGUCGACGGUUUACGUCUAAGCCUCCACGAAUCUGUGCAUCUCAGUUCGAGAAAAAACGCUCGCAUUAAUGCCGGAAAAAUCGUUCCGAUGAGUGUAAAAAAUAUUUUUAAUGCGAAAAAGUGAAAAAGAAGACUUUUAGGUGAUUUUGUGAUUUAUUAUCUGCAUCAUCAAGAAGACAUUUGUCUUUUUUCAUAAUUACGGGGAUUUUUCAAUUGGGGGUUGAUUUUAAAGCAAAUUUUCAUCAGAUCGACGAUAUUUAUUAAAAGAGAUUUUCAAGAGUCUCAAGGGGAUGAGGGAAGGAUUUUGAAUAGGGGCUAAUUUGUAAGAUAGACUCGGGGAUUCAGCAACAGAUUGCGCGAGCGAGCAUAUAGAAACAACUCGGAAUUCUCCAGCUGAUCUCUGCAUUGACGACCGAGUACAAUUUCUCUCACACAAACUCAAGUUUGUUAUCCAACGCGAUAACACCGUUGUUCUGCUACCGGUUUCCUUGAGCUUGAGCAGAUCCGCCAAUCGGAGAGCGGCUUCCCCACCCCUAUCGCCACCCAGCGACUCUACCAACCGGCCGAUAAAAUGAAUGAAAAUGAUAAGUCAGUCAAGUGCGAGAACUCCACGACGGAGGAGGAAGACAUGGUCGAACGCGAGUUGGCCGAGGAUGCCGAGUGGAAGAGAAUCCAGCAAAACACCUUCACUAGGUGGGCCAAUGAACACUUGAAAUGUGUCAGCAAACAUAUCGGCGACCUCGAGAGCGAUCUUUCAGAUGGUCUCAGGCUCGUCAGUCUACUCGAGGUUCUUGCGCAAAAACACCUUCCAAAGCACAAUAAACGACCGAACUUCCGAUCCCAGAAAUUGGAGAACGUUUCUGUGGCUCUCAAAUUCCUUGAGGAUGAGGGCAUCCGCAUUGUAAACAUUGAUUCCACAGAUAUUGUCGACUGCAAAUUGAAAUUGAUCCUAGGCUUAAUAUGGACUUUGAUUCUUCAUUAUUCUAUUUCGAUGCCGAUGUGGGAUGGCGACGAUAUGGAAGGUCCAGACAAAGGUGCAACACCGAAACAGAGGCUGAUGCAUUGGAUCCAGUCGAAGGUCCCAGACUUGCCGAUUUCGAACUUCACCUCAGACUGGAACGAUGGUCGGGCUGUUGGUGCCUUGGUGGAUGCUGUUGCCCCUGGUCUAUGUCCAGAUUGGCAGGAUUGGAAUCCCAAGGAUGCGGUCCAGAAUGCAUCAGAAGCCAUGGGCCUGGCUGACGAUUGGCUCAAUAUUCCUCAGCUGGUUAAACCAGAGGAUAUGGUGAAUCCAAAUAUAGACGAAAUGUCAAUGAUGACAUACCUUUCGCAAUAUCCAAAUGCCAAAUUGAAAACUGGAGCACCCCUGAGGCCCCGUACAAAUCCAAACAGCAUCCCCCCGCCGCGAGUUCGUGCUUACGGACCAGGAAUCGAACCUACGGGUCCAAUUAUUGGUGCACCAGCCAAUUUCACCGUCGAGACUUUCUCAGCUGGCAAAGGGAAGGUGGAUGUAUCUGUUGAUGACCCCAAGGGCAAUAAGCUUCCAGUGAACAUUAAAUUCAACCAGGACAGGAACCUCACUUACUCAGUUUCCUAUACACCAAAAUCCGAAGGACCGCAUAAGGUCAAGGUUCUCUUCGCAGGAAGGGAAAUACCCAAAAGUCCGUACCCAGUAAUGGUAGAAGGUCAUGCGGGAGAUCCCAGCAAGGUUACAGCAAGUGGACCUGGUCUUCAGCCAGUUGGUAACGUAAUAAAUAGGCCAACCUACUUCGACGUAUUCACCAAGGAUGCUGGUCGAGGUGUACCAGAAGUCAUUGUCCUCGAUCCACAGAAAAACACAAUACCAGCAAAGUUACGUCAAACCUCUCCGGAUGUUUGGAGAUGCGAAUACGUGUCACCUGUACUUGGUUUACAUUCUGUAAACGUCUUCUUCGCUGGUAAACUUAUACCCGGAAGCCCCAUGGGUGUUAAUAUUGCACCAGUCUCUGAUGCAAAAAAAUGCAGGGCCUAUGGGCGAGGACUUCUAUCCAAUGGUGUUCGGGUUAAAGACGAUGCUGAUUUUGUUAUUACAACCAAGGACGCUGGAGAAGGUGUACCGGAAGUGAGAGUGAUUGGUCCGGGCGGAGUAAAUUUACCAGCACAGUUGACGAAAGUGGACGCGACGACUUACAAUUGCGUCUACAAUCCAGUGAAGGAUGGUCGACAUGUGGUAAUGGUGACCUAUGGAGGCAAGGAAAUCCCCAAAUCUCCCUUUGAAGUCAACGUAGGUCCCUACAAAGAAUCAGCAAUCCGAGUUUUCGGACCUGGAUUGCACGGAGGCGUAGUUGGACAUCCCGCCAAAUUCACAGUCGAUACAAAUGGGGAAACUGGAGCACUCGGAUUUUCUAUCGAGGGUCCAUCUAAGGCAAAAAUCGACUGUGUUGAUAAUGGGGAUGGAACUGCGGAUGUUUCAUACUUACCGACAGCUGCAGGACCUUAUGCAGUGCACAUUCUCUGUGAUGGCGAAGACAUCCCUAAAUCACCAUACAUCGCCAACAUUGUUCCAAAGUCUGAUUUUGAUCCGGAUAAGGUUGAAGUUCACGGACCAGGAAUCCAACCAGAUGGUGUUCCAUCAAACAAGCCAACACACUUCACCGUUGAUUCAAGAAAAGCUGGUCAAGCACCAUUGGAAGUUAAAAUUCAAGACGGUCUUGGACGCGUAGUUCCGCUAAAAGUGGAUGACAAACGUGAUCGAACUAUUCAAUGCCAUUAUACACCUACUUCUGGAUCUCAACAUGUUGUGAUGGUAAACUAUGGCGGAGUCGCUACCAAGAAAUCGCCUUACAGAGUCAAAGUCAUCGCUCCACUAAAUCCAGCUUUGGUAUCAGCAUUUGGUCCGGGACUGGAAAAGAACGUGAAAUCAAACUUGCCCACGCAUUUCAAUGUUAAUUGCCGCGAGGCAGGUCCAGGAGAAUUAGACGUGAUCAUGAAAAAUCCGGAGGGACGUGAUGUUCCUAUUUCGCUAACUGACAACGAGGAUGGAACUUAUACGGUUGACUAUGUUGCACCUACGCCUGGUCCAUACACCGUCAAUUUAAAUUACGGAGGACUCAAAGUACCUAACACUCCAAUUAAAGUCGAUGUCCAACCCCAUGUAGACGUGUCGAAAAUUAAAGUGGAUGGACUCUCACCAACCGCACCGGUGAACAGCCUGCAGCAAUUCCGCGUGAUAACACCACCGGAGGUGGCCAAGGUGGCGGAAUUCCAAGUGGCAAUCACAACACCUUCUGGACACCGCAUUAAAGCCCACGUGAUGCCAAGCCAUGACGGCUACCUGGUCAACUUCACACCCACCGAACUCGGCGAAUACCUUCUUGGCAUAAGCUUCGGUGGUGAGCCUAUUUCUCCCUAUCCAUACCGUUUGACCUGCGUCCACGGAAGUGACCCCAGCAAGGUUCGAGCUUCUGGCCCUGGGCUCUCGGAGGGCACGGUCAAUCAGCAUGCCCAAUUUAUAAUCGACACUCGAGGUGCUGGCCAGGGUGGCCUGGGCGUCACAGUCGAAGGACCUUGUGAAGCUGCUAUCAAUUGCAGGGACAACGGAGAUGGCACUUGCUCAGUUGCCUACUUACCAACCGAACCUGGCGAUUAUGGCAUCAAUAUCGUGUUCAAUGAUCAACAUAUUCCUGGCUCACCCUUUCAGGCUAUCAUCAUUCCAGAUGCAGACCUCACCAAGAUCAAGGUCUCCGGAAAUGGGAUUCAGGCUCACGGUCUCAAUAUUUAUCAACCGACAGAGUUCACUAUUGACACAAGAGCCAUCCCAAAAACUAAGAAUGACGAUAACAAGGUUUCUUGUUCAAUUAACAAUCCAAGUGGCGGAGUGACAGAAAAGGUUAUCACACCUCAAGUGGAUGGAACAUACCGAGUCGCCUACACUCCCUUCGAAGAAGGACGUCAUACAAUUGACAUUCUCUAUGACAAUGUCCCAAUUCCAGGGUCUCCAUUUUCUGUCAACGUCAAACGAGUCAGCGAUGCUGGCAAAUGUCGUGCUUUUGGCCCAGGUCUCGAUAAAGGAAUCGUUAAUAAACCAAACAACUUUACUGUCGAAACAAAAGAUGCUGGUACUGGUGGUCUUGGACUUCAAAUUGAAGGACCCAGUGAAGCAAUAGUGAAAUGCAAGGACAAUUACGAUGGUUCUUGCAGUGUGGAAUACGUUCCUAGCGAGCCUGGCGAUUAUGAUGUGAGCAUUAGAUUCGCUGAUAAACACAUACCCGGCUCUCCAUUCAGAGUCCCAGUAGAAAUACAGACAAGUGCAAAGGCUGUCACAGCCCACGGACCUGGUAUCGAACCCAAUAAAGUGCGGGAUGGCGUCCCCGCUAAGUUCAUCGUCGACACUUCGAAAUCAGCUCCUGCACAAUUGGACGUUAAAGUGAAAACUGACAGAGGACAGAUUGGAAAACCAGAAAUCAAGAGUCGCGGCGGUGGCGUCUACGAAGUAACUUAUCAACCUUCCCAAGCUGAUAGCAAUGUACAGGUUGAUGUCAAUUACGGAGGAGAACCUAUCAGUGGAAGUCCAUUCAAAGUCAAGGUCAAUCCAUCUUGCGAGCCUAGCAAAGUUGUUCUUGCCGGUCCUGGAGUGUCUCCUGCUUGCACUGCCUCCUUCCCUACCGAUUUUACUGUAGAUACUUCUAACGCUGGAUAUGGCGAUCUGGAAGUUCAAGUUCUGGGGCCAGAUCAAGUUCCUUGCCGAGUUGCAAUUGAAGAUCUUGGCAACGGGAAGUACAAGGCAAGUUAUUUGCCUGAUGAUUGCGGUCGCUACAAGAUUAAUGUCAAAUAUGGAGGACAAGAAGUUCCAGGAAGUCCUGUGAAUGUGCAAAGCGUCUCUACUGGUAAAGCAGAUCAGUGCAAAAUCAAAGAGGGAGUUCAGCAAACUUUGGCACAGGGUGAAGAAUACUGCAUCACUGUUGACACUGAAAACGCUGGCCGCGGUGCUGUCACGUGCCGCAUCCGUUCCACAUCUGGAAGUGAAGAUGUGGAUAUUGACAUUCAGGACAACGGCGAUGGCACCGUCGACAUUUAUUACACAGUAGCUGAUGCUGGUGAAUAUACAUUAAGUAUAAAGUUCGGCGGCCAGCCAAUACCCGAUGGCUUCUAUACUUUUACGGCCUCAGAGGAGUAUAGAGAACACAGCACUCACAAAACUCGCCGAGCCAAGAAAACUAAUCAAAGCCAAGGCCAGCACGUAGUAGAACAACGUAGUUCCAGUAUCCAGGAGAGUGUAAGCGUGACAAAGCGUAGCACUACAAAAGAUACUUUACAGAAAAAGUUCAACGUUGUUCGACUGAGUAACAUCCCCUUACCAUCUACUGGUGGCAAAGUAACAUCUGAAGUAAAAAUGCCCAGUGGAAACGUUGAUAAGCCUACUAUCGAGGAUAAUCACGAUGGCACUGUCUCUCUGAAGUACGAACCAAGAGAAGAAGGUCUUCAUGAAAUCACUGUAAAGUUCAACGGUGAACAAGUUCAAGGUUCUCCAUACAAGUUCCACGUGGAUUCCCUAGCCAGUGGAUAUGUAACGGCCUAUGGUCCUGGCUUGAUCUAUGGUGUGUGUGGUGAGCCAGGAAACUUCACAAUCUCCACUAAAGGCGCUGGCGCCGGUGGUCUGUCUUUAGCAGUAGAGGGUCCCAGCAAAGCUGAAAUAUCUUGUCAUGACAACAAAGAUGGAACUGUGUCAGUUUCGUAUUUGCCCACGGCACCUGGAGAAUAUAAAAUCACCGUCAAGUUCGGAGAUAAACACAUCAAAGGCAGUCCCUACGUUGCAAAAAUCACUGGCGAAGGUCGCAAGAGAAAUCAGAUAUCGGUAGGAUCGUCCAGCGAGGUGCAACUUCCUGGAAAGGUAUCGGACGCCGAUAUCCGAUCACUAAAUGCUUCCAUUACAGCCCCAAGUGGCUUGGAAGAGCCAUGCUUCUUGAAGAAGCUGCCCAGUGGCAACAUGUGCGUGUCUUUCACACCUCGAGAAUCCGGAGAACACGUAGUCGCGGUUAAGCGAAUGGGCAAGCACAUUGCUAACUCCCCAUUCAAAAUUGACGUCAAGGACCGCGAGGUGGGUGACGCCAAGAAAGUCAAGGUGACUGGUAGCAGUCUCAAGGAAGGUAAAACACACGUCGAAAAUACUUUCUCCAUCGACACCAGAAAUGCCGGAUAUGGUGGGCUCUCUCUGUCCAUGGAAGGACCCAGUAAAGCUGAGAUUCAGUGUAAGGAUAAUGAGGACGGUACACUUAAUAUUUCAUACAAACCCACCGAGCCUGGCUACUACAUUAUGAAUCUCAAAUUCGCUGAUCAUCAUGUCGAUGGUUCGCCUUUCACGGUCAAGGUUUCUGGCGAAGGAAGCAAUCGACAAAGGGAGAAGAUCCAAAGACAGAGGGAAGCAGUUCCUAUUACGGAAGUUGGUAGUCAAUGCAAGCUCACUUUCAAAAUGCCCGGAAUCACCUCUUUCGAUCUCUCGGCUACGGUAACCUCUCCUGUUGGCAUCACUGAGGAUGCGGAGGUCAAGGAAAUCGAAGAUGGCCUUUACGCAGUGGCUUUCGUACCUAAGGAGCUUGGAGUUCACACAGUUUCUGUUAAAUAUAAGGAAAUGCACAUCCCAGGAUCACCUUUCCAGUUCACUGUGGGUCCCUUGAGAGACGGUGGAGCUCACAGAGUUCACGCCGGAGGUCCUGGACUCGAGAGAGGUGAACAAGGUGAGCCUUGCGAAUUCAACAUAUGGACGAGAGAAGCUGGCGCUGGAACUCUUGCGGUGUCCGUCGAGGGUCCAAGCAAGGCUCAAAUUGACUUCAAAGACCGCAAGGAUGGUAGUUGCUAUGUUAGCUACGUUGUUUCUGAACCAGGUGAAUAUAGGGUAGGAAUUAAAUUUAAUGACCAGCAUAUUCCUGACUCGCCACACAAGGUUUACAUGUCACCAGCAAUGGGAGAUGCGCAUAAGGUUGAGGUAGCUCAAUUCCCUGAGAGCGGUGUGCAAAUCGACAAGCCAACCACUUUCCUUGUUCGCAAAAAUGGCGCGAAAGGAGAACUCGAUGGAAAGAUCGUUUCUCCAAGUGGGGUUGAAGACGAUUGCUUCAUUCAAGCAAUUGACUCUGAGGAAUAUUCGGUGAGGUUCAUGCCGCGUGAAAACGGAGUUCACAAUAUCCACCUUAAAUUUAACGGGGUUCACAUAAACGGAAGUCCGUACAGAGUCAAGGUCGGAAAAGUUGACGCAGAUCCAGCUGCCAUUCACGUUUAUGGAAACGGUUUGUCUGAAGUUAAAACCGGACAAAAGACGGACUUUAUCAUUGACACGUGUAAUGCUGGACAUGGAGCUCUCGGAGUCACUGUGGAUGGUCCCAGCAAGGUAGCCAUGGACUGUACUGAAGUUGAGGAAGGAUACAAAGUUAGGUACACACCUUUGGUACCCGGAGACUAUUAUAUCAGUAUCAAAUACAAUGGAUAUCACACAGUUGGUUCACCCUACAAAGUACAAGCGACAGGAAAAGAUCUUGCUGAAAGAGGAGCACAAGAAACGAGUACUAUUGUCGUGGAGACCGUUCAGAAAAUUUCGAAAUCCAAAAAUGCAGGUCCAGUCCUUCCUCGCUUCAAGUCAGAUGCCAGUAAAGUAACGAGCAAGGGCAUGGGUUUGAAGAAAGCUUACUUGGGCAAGCAGAAUCAAUUCACAGUCAACGCUGGUGACGCCGGUAACAAUAUGUUAUUCGUCGGUGUAUAUGGACCCAAAGGACCAUCUGAGGAGGUUUUCGUGAAGCAUGCAGGACGUAAUAACUACAACGUAAGCUACUUAGUUCGCGAACGAGGCGAGUACAUAGUUAUUGUCAAAUGGGGCGACGAUCAUAUUCCUGGAUCGCCAUAUAAAGUCGAAGUUUAGAUACUAGAUCUUAAACGAAAGACGGAGAAUCAAAUCAUUGUUUUUUAUUUAUGCGUAGCAAAUAAUUGCGCGUACAAGGUCUCAAAUAUGAACUAUCUACAGCGAACCACAGCAUCUAGAUUUGCCAAUUCAUAAUCGCCUAAAUCCCGCGACUCCAAUCGACCAAGUCUAUAUAUUUUAGUUACGUAGAAUCGUUAUUUGGUAUUUUCAAGAGUAAUUUAGGAUAUAUGACGUUAUCGCCCUGAAUAUUUUUAUCAGAUAGUUAUGACAGUGUUUCUCACAAUUGUAUUAUAUCGAAAUUUUAAUAUUAAUAUGUGUGAUGUCAUUAAAUUAAGAGGAGGACACGAGAUUUUUUCAUUUCGCAAUUAAGUAUCGCUCAAUGUAAUUGAGCGCGUGAUUUUCAUUUAUCAGAGAUUUAGGUUAACGUGGAGAUAAGAAAAGGUGAAAUUAAUAGCCUACUCCUGGGACUUUUGAUCUGUAGGUCAGUUACUUAAAGUAUGUAACCAGCCAAUCGUGCCUUCGACCCUGUUUUAAUAAAAAUCAAAAUCUCAUGCCA
Molecule: messenger RNA, 8446 nt
Organism: Belonocnema kinseyi
Lineage: Eukaryota; Metazoa; Arthropoda; Insecta; Hymenoptera; Cynipidae
Gene: cher
Product: filamin-A
Exons: 25
Coding region: 580-7890 (2436 amino acids)
Biological process (GO): actin cytoskeleton organization
Molecular function (GO): actin filament binding
Source: RefSeq, a predicted model, not a curated record